AGUGGGGGAGAAUGUACUUUUGUCGUUUAGUUUGGUGUCAUUUCUAGUUUGCAUUUGUGAAAGUUUUAGUUUUUAUUUUGGAGCUGUUUUACAAAACUAAAACUCAAGAUGCCAAAAGUGCGACGCAGCAAAAAGGCACCGCCAGAAGGUUGGGAAUUAAUUGAACCCACUUUGGAGGAAUUGGAACAAAAAAUGCGUGAAGCGGAAACUGAACCUCAUGAAGGUAAAAGAAAACAUGAAUCGUUGUGGCCGAUUUUCAAGGUCCACCAUCAGAAGAGUCGUUACAUUUACGAUUUAUUUUAUCGUAGGAAAGCCAUUAGUCGAGAUCUUUACGAGUACUGCUUAAAUGAAAAUAUUGCAGACAAAAACCUCAUUGCUAAGUGGAAAAAAGUGGGAUAUGAGAAUCUGUGCUGUCUUCGAUGCAUUCAAACUCGCGAUACUAGUUUUGGAACUAACUGCAUCUGCCGGGUACCGAAAUCUAAAUUAGAGGAAGGAAGAAUCGUUGAAUGCAUUCAUUGUGGAUGUCGAGGAUGCUCGGGUUGAUUUUUGUUAAUGACGUUUAGUUUUUCAUUCUUCGACUCUUUAUCUUAUUCAAUUGUUUGCAUCAUCUUAAUUAAUCAAAUAGGAUAUACAUUGUAAAUACAA
Messenger RNA from Belonocnema kinseyi, 645 nucleotides. It is a transcript of the gene l(1)10Bb, whose product is annotated as protein BUD31 homolog. The record is from RefSeq and is a predicted model, not a curated record. Gene Ontology annotation, cellular component: nucleus; spliceosomal complex. The transcript has 3 exons. Lineage: Eukaryota; Metazoa; Arthropoda; Insecta; Hymenoptera; Cynipidae. Bases 109 to 543 code for a protein of 144 amino acids. Gene Ontology annotation, biological process: mRNA splicing, via spliceosome.